CGCGCCUGAUGUCGGCCCGCUCGAAUGGACGACGGCGAGAGGGCGACAGGACGGGAGAAAGAAAAGGCGCCAAUUGUCGGUGAAGAGAGCGUACAGACGAUGGAGGGAGGAACUCAGUUUUCGGCGUCCCAGGAUCGGACCCCCACGGAACUCCAGGACCAACUCCUCAAGGAGGCGCGAGAUCUGGCCAAGCGUUCGGCGCUGUAUCAGAGCUGCCUGCCCCCACCACUGAUGGCGGAGUCGGCUGUCUCGUCAUCGGCAGAGGAACUGGUCCUCGAGGAGUGCAACCAGGCCUGGAGGGAGCUGGGUGAGUUUCAGGACAAGCUGACACUGUGCGACCCGAGGCCGGAGGUUCAGGACUCGGAGAACCCGCUGGCCGUGCUGUUUGCUCGAGAGAGGGUUCUGCUGGCGGAGUUGAACGUUCAAAAGAACAGACACCCCAAGCCCCUGCCCGUCAACAAGGAAGUGCUCACCUGCUUGGGAAAGCUAGAGUUGCAGUCGACUGGUCAGCAGCUGGAAAUGAUUCUGUCCUGUGUUCGUGCCCGUAAGAAGUCCUUGCAAGAGCGCUUGGAGAGGGAGCAGAAGUGGCUGGAAGAGCAGCAGGAGAUUGUGAAGUCGCUGCAGGAUCGAGAUGAGGAACGUCAAACUGUCUUCCACAGUCUGUCGGAGAACAGUGCCUUGCAGAAGAUGAGGAGAGACCUGGAGAGACUGACUGUGCUGAAGGAGAGGCUGCUGAACGCCCUGGGCAGCUUCCUGGACGCGCACUACCCUCCCCCCAGCGUGGCAGAGGCCGGCGGCAAAAAGAAGAGACUCGCCCAUACCGGGAGCGUUUCGAACCUCAUCACCUUCCAUGAAAUGCUCGAGCGCCUGAUGACCCAGACGAUGAGAAGCCCCCAUGACCCCUACCUGGAACUGGACGAGACGUACUGGCCCCCGUAUGUGGAGGCGCUCCUGCGUUAUGGGGUGGCUCUGCGACACCCACAGGACCCCCACCGCAUUCGCCUGGAGGAUUUCUGCGAGUAGCCGAGGAACGAAGGAGAUUCCCGCAUCUCCUCUGCACCCACCACAUUUCCCCCUCCUCCCGCGCCCGUUGGGAGCAAAUGAGCCUGGGGGCUUGACUGGGAACUUGGGAGGUGUCCCCACACAAUGAUCUGUCCCAAUCUGUGCUUGGGAGGGGAGUGUUGCUUGUCUGUGCCCAUGCAGAGUGAGUGUCUGUGUCUGUGUGGGGGGGGGGUCACGCGUCUGUGUGUGUGUAAGAGGAGGGGACUGUUCAGUGUGUGUGAGAAAGAGAGACACUGAGUGUGUGAGAGAGAGAGGGGCACCUCUGUGUGUGUGUGUGUGUGUGUGUGUGUGUGUGUGUGUGUGUGUGUGUGUGCGCGCGCGCGCGCAAGGGGGGGUACUGUUCAGUGUGUGUGAGAGAGAUCUUGUGAGUGUGAGAGAGAGAGAGGUGGGGGGGAAGCCGUAAGCAUGAGGGAGGAAGUUGUACGUUGUGUGUGUGUGUGUAUGUGUGGGGGUGGGUGAGAUGAGGGGAGAGAAAGGGUGAUUUCCCUGUGUGUGUGGAAUCAAUUACAAAUACAUUCAGAGCAUAGGUUUGGCUGUCACUGUUUCAGUUUGAUUUAACUGUGUGGUUUGAUUCAACAUUAAUGAGGUGACCACCUCACUGAGGGUUUGGAGUCUGUUAAUAUGGAGGUACAAUUGUUUUCUUGUAUACUGGUUUUGUAAAUAAAAUGUG
This is a messenger RNA of Mobula hypostoma (lesser devil ray), 1732 nucleotides long. It is a transcript of the gene cenpk, whose product is annotated as centromere protein K. Gene Ontology annotation, biological process: kinetochore assembly; mitotic sister chromatid segregation. Lineage: Eukaryota; Metazoa; Chordata; Chondrichthyes; Myliobatiformes; Myliobatidae. The transcript has 12 exons. The record is from RefSeq and is a predicted model, not a curated record. Gene Ontology annotation, cellular component: nucleus. Bases 25 to 1023 code for a protein of 332 amino acids.